UCUAUCCAACAAAAACAAAUAGAAAAAAUUAACGAAGCUCAAGAUGAAGAUUAUUUUACUAAAGAGGAAAAAUUAGAAGUUGUUCAAACUUCGAUUCCUUUAACAAAAAAAAGAAAAGGUCCAACAGUACGAAGAGUUGUUGAAAUUGUUCUUCAAAAUAUGGAGAAACAAAUGUUAAUAGAAGAAAAAGUUAAAGUAACAAGAUAUGAUAAUAUACAAGCUUUUUUAAUUGAAGAGCUUGAUUGGGAAGACACUGAUACAUCUGAUAGAAAUCGGUUUUUUAAACCUAGAGCAUUAUUAUUUUUUAUAGGACAAAAUUAUCAAUCUUAUAAAUUUAUGUAA
Messenger RNA from Racocetra persica, 342 nucleotides. NCBI's taxonomy places the organism in Eukaryota, Fungi, Glomeromycota, Glomeromycetes, Diversisporales, Gigasporaceae. The record is from the annotation of a GenBank genome assembly.